UCACUCGCCGAAAUCAUGCGCACACCAAUCUUUUCUGUAUUGUUGCUUUUUGGCUCAGCUUUUGCUACAGCCAUUCCUUCCCUGGUCCAUAGUCUUCCUUCGGACCUAAUCGAUAAACGUCAGUCAAAAGGUCGCUGCGCCGAUUAUGGAGCUGCAAGUAACAAGCCUACGCCCGAUGCCCUGAUUCAGAAGCCAGCAGAUGGCACAUGCUGUGGAUCACCCGAUUCACCCCAACCGAAACCCUUCGUUAAGUACACAUGGACUAUCACCGAAGGUUUUGUCACGGUACUUGGAGAAUGCAAGUUCAUGCAUAUAGUCAACGAUGCGUGGCCACCACCCCAGAUUGUCGUGAACAAAGGAACUGUCAUUAGACUCGAAGUGAUCAAUCGUUUAGCGACCGAUCCUAUUACUCUACACGCUCAUGGACUCGACCAGAAGAACACUCAGUGGAUGGAUGGUCCCGAGAGUCUUGUACAAAGGGGUAUCCCACCCGGUAGGAAGUUCGUCUACGAGUACGAUACCUCCAAAGAGUCGGCGGGUACUUAUUGGAUUCACAACCACGUAGCCGGACAAUAUCCAAAAGGUCUUCGUGCGCCGCUUAUCAUCCUGGAUCAAAAUCGGCAAAUUGAAGCCAACAACUGGAAGAAAAGUACAAGCGACGAGAAUGUCUGGGACGGAAAUAUGGAUAACAUACUUUCGUUGAGUGAUUGGUUCUCUCAAGACUGGGGCAAAUGGGAGGGUCUCUAUCAGGAAGGAAAAUGUGGGAAGGGAGUUGAAGUACCCCCAGUUGAUUUUCUCGUCAACGAUCUUCGCGCAGAUAAAGACAAUACUCAGACAUACGAUUUCCGCACAUCGAAAACGAAUCCAAAAUCGGGUCGCGUAAGACUGAUCAACAUGUCUGCUUUCACUACAUUUUACGUAUACAUGGCCCCCACGCAAUCUAGCGGCAUUUCUUCGAUGAAGUUGAAAGUCAUCGAAGCGGACGGGGUGCUCAUGGAUGGCAAUCAAGUUUCCCAAGUCGUUGAAAUCGCGCCUGGCCAGCGGCUCUCAGUACUUGUUGAUCCAGAGAACUGGGCAAUUGGGGAAGCGCAACCAAACAAGUAUCGAAUGGUCAUCACAGUCAACCCGUAUGAGUGGCGCCACACGCAGAUUAAAUCGAAAAGCGGAGACGCCAACGUCGACCCUAAAUGCUAUGAAGGGCCCAACGAUGUAGAAUAUCUGAAAACCAAACUACCGGUUCAUCAUAUCGACAUCAUGAUGGGAGAGCGCAAAGACGGUGAUCCUCAACUCGGCCCGGCUCCCACCUUCUACGACAAGUACAGGGUCCUCGAAGACACUAAUAGCAAAACAUACCGCGCUUGUUUUAUUGGCGUGGGAAAAGGCGACUGCACAAAUGAUUCCCAAUAUCCGAUCUCUACAAACUUUGCAGACUUUGACGACAUGGAUUUGAAACCGCUGGUACCCGGAAAUGUACAGAUGCCGACUGAUCAAGCUGCCCGGUACUUGAUUGAGACAUGGGAAGACCAAAGCGGGACGAGGCGUGCGAACCUGCGUGUGAUUCGGUCUGACCAGCAGAGCGAUAUCUCCAAUAGUCAACGGUACGAUUUCUUCGCGCCUCAGGAUACUCCUGCCAUAGAGCUCAUCAGAACGGGCAAGAGAACAUAUGCGGAUUUCGCUCCCUGGAAACAUACAAUGAUUGUGCCUGACAACCAGGACUCCUACAUUGUUGCGCUGUACUCUUGGACGGGAACACACCCGAUUCAUCUCCACGGCCAUAAAUUCCGCGUCCUCUACCGCGAGCGGCAGCAAACCACUUCGGAAGUAGCGAACUCCAUCACCCUCCCAGACAGAUUAAAGAAAAUCUUUACCUUUGACAUGACCAGCGCCAAUCCUCUGCGUUCCCUCGAUAACACGGCCGUCACACUCAAGCAAAACCCACUUCAGCGCGAUACCAUUACUUUAUACAAAUUCGGACUCGUUGUGCUGCAGAUCGAGGCUGAUAACCCUGGAGCUUGGUUCCUGCAUUGCCAUAAUGAUUUCCACGCGCAUACGGGCAUGGCAUCGAUGGUUAUUGAAAAGCCGGAUGCGAUGAAAGCGCGAUUGGAAGAAAUCCAUAGGUUGAAUGGCAGGGAGGUCGAUGAUUACCGGAAGCUGGUGAAUGGUAAUGCAUUUGACCCGGCUUAG
This is a messenger RNA of Periconia digitata, 2184 nucleotides long. The record is from the annotation of a GenBank genome assembly. Lineage: Eukaryota; Fungi; Ascomycota; Dothideomycetes; Pleosporales; Periconiaceae.